AGGUGCAGGAGGCUGAGCAGAAGCGGGGAGGAGGGAUGUGUGCGAGGCAGUGAUAACCACGGCGAGAGAGUGGGGAGAAGGAGGGACGGGGGCUGCGGCGGGGAGGGGCGAGAGCAGCUGGGAGCCGAAGAUAAAGCGGGAGGAGAAGGGUGCCCAGCACUGGGCACGGGGAGGUGGCAGACGGACGGAUGGAUGUGGGGGUGGACAGGGAUGAGCAGAGAUUUGGGGAGGCAGCUGCAGGGCUGCGCGUGGGGAGGGUGCCUGCAACGGUAGGAUGAGUGCAUGGGUAGGGUGCGUGCACAGGUCGGGUGUGCGUGAGCAAGGGUUAGGGUCCGGGGGCACGGGGGUGCUGGUGUGCGUGCAGAGUGUGACUGAGUGUCUGAGCACAGGUGCAGUGUACAAGUGCAAGGGUGGGAGUGUACACGCAGGCCACAGGUGCAUGAGGGAGAGAUAAGCAUGUGUGCAAGGGUGUGCAAGGCAUGAAGAAGUGUGCAAGGGCUGCGUGUGCGCACUGUGCAUGGGCAGGGCAGGAAUGCUUGUGCAGGGGUGCGCGUGCACGUGCUGCGGCAGUGCACGGGGUGUGCAUGCACGUGCUGAGCGUGCAGAGCACGAGUGCACGUGCAUCUGGCGGCACCGAGGUGGCCGUGUGAUGCACGGAGGUGCCCACCCCCUGUCCCCAGUGUCACCAAGGCCCUCCAAGGCAGAACCCUGGUCCUGCCCGAAUUGCUCAGACAUCCAAAGCGUCCAAGAAAAAUCCAUCAGGAGCUGGCAGCCACAGAGAGAGCCCUGCCACAGAAUGAUCCCAUCUUCCAUGCUAUACAUAGUGCUGCCUUUACCUCCAUACACAGAUAUAUUUUUAUUUGUUCUGCUUCAAGGAGGGUGUGGGGGAGAAGGGGAACAUGCACGUAGGGCAUGUGCAGGACUGCGGGGAGAGGUGUGCAAGGUGUGAGCUCGGGCAUGAGUGUACGUGCAAAAUGUGAGAGCCUGUGCAAGGCGUGAGCCCACGCAUAAGGCAGGAGGAGUGUGCAAAGCAUGGGUGCUCGUGCAAGGUGUGCAAGCUGUCUGCAUGCAGGGCACAGGCAGGGCAGGUGCACGCAUGCACGCAAGCCGUCUUUGCAGGUUUCAAGUGCGCAUGCAAAGCACGAGUGUGUGCAAAGGGCCAGCAGCUGUUUGCAGGUGGGAGGGCGCUGGACCCCAAAUCCCUGUCCUCCCCCACCUGCUGCCCCUGUAGCAUCUUGCUCCCCAUCUCCCACAGCUUUUGCAGAACUGGGGUGCAGUGCGGGAGGCUGGGGCACCGCAUCCUUAGCAGGGACAGCGAUGCCACUGCAGGAGCCGGGGCUCAUGGGGUGCAGUGGGAAGCAGGGAAGGGGCACCCAGGGUGCCCAACGUGGGAAGGAGUGCUGCCAGCAAGGGGAGGAUUUCUGUAUUUUGAUGAUAAUUUCCCAUGUUCGUGGCUGUCAGGUUCCUGGUUAGCAGCUCCCCCUCCGCAGAGCUGCUCCAAGGAUUUGACACCGCAAUUGUUUUCUGAAGAGAACACGCGACUCCCUUCUUAUGUAUUCCCUUUCCCGGUGUUUGUAUUUGCUUCAAAGUCUCCUCAUCACCCUGUUUGGUGACAAAAACUCAUGUCUGGAGAUCAGGACCCGCAUCUCCUGCAAGGACGUCCCCGCCGAGACGCUCUAUGACGUGCUGCACGACACCGGCUACCGCAAGAAGUGGGACUCGCACGUCAUCGAGACCUACGACAUCGGGCGCCUGACCGCGAACGCCGACGUGGGAUACUACUCCUGGAAGUGCCCCAGCCCCCUGAAGAACCGGGAUUUUGUCACGCUGCGCUCCUGGCUGCCCCUGGGCGAUGACUACAUCAUCCUCAACUACAGCGUCAAGCACCCGAAAUACCCUCCCCGGAAGGAUUUUGUCAGGGCCGUGUCCCUGCAGACCGGUUACCUGAUCAAGGCCAACGGCACCGGCGCCUGCGUCCUCUAUUACCUCACCCAGGUGGACCCCCGAGGGUCGCUGCCGAAGUGGGUGGUGAACCGGGUCUCGCAGUUCGUGGCACCCAAGGCAAUGAAGAAGAUCUACAAGGCAGGGCUGAAGUACCCCGAGUGGAAGCGCAGGCACGACCCCGGGUACAAGCCCUGGGUGUACCCGGAGCAGAGCACGCUGCCCAGCCUCAGCCUGGCCGAGCUCUCACUGCAGCACGCCGACUCGCUGGAGCGCAUCGAUGAGACCGGGCUGACCGAGGACCACCUGAGCACCAGCGACCACGAGGCCUGACGGCCCCCCCCCCAGCGAGGGGGGGUGGCGGGGACAUGGCACCUGGUGCCCCCCAAAUCCUCCGUCAGUCCUCCUGCGGGAACCAGGGGUGCUGGGAAGGGGGGAGGACCGCCCUGGUGCCCAUGCACUUGGUGCCUGUGGAGAUGUCCCCAUGCAGGUGGCAGAGCGGGAUGCAGGACUGGGUGCAGGGAGAGGUAAAAAAAGGGGGAAGGAGACUUCCUGGCAUGGAAGGGGCUUUGCCUUGCUGCUCUGAGACCUUCUGGGUGUGCUCCUCACGGCCCCAGAAGUGGAGGGUCUGUGUGGGACCUGCCCAGGCUUUGCAGCAGCACAGCACUGGGACCGUCCCUCUCUCUGUCCCGAGGUCCUGCCCUGCCAGCUCCAGGUCCCCCCAGGCUCUGCGUGACCCCCACCUCCAGGAGCCCCCCAGGUCCCCUCCUGGGUGACGGGUUCACCGCCGCAGGCUGCCUCUGGUGUUUGCUGCUGCUGUGGUUUCUGGCACAAUAAAGGGGUUGGUGUGUGCACAGCCA
Oxyura jamaicensis (ruddy duck) is the source of this 2801-nucleotide messenger RNA. RefSeq names its product START domain-containing protein 10-like. Gene Ontology annotation, molecular function: lipid binding. NCBI's taxonomy places the organism in Eukaryota, Metazoa, Chordata, Aves, Anseriformes, Anatidae. The record is from RefSeq and is a predicted model, not a curated record. The coding region runs from base 1552 to 2274 and encodes 240 amino acids. The transcript has 6 exons.